CCAAUGGAGUAUUUAAGGAAAAGCUCCCUUUUCGUGUUCUUUGUCCUAUUUUUUCCUAGUCUUAUAUCAACAACACACAUCAUAGAUGGAAAAAGAAACUUAUCAAAUGAGGAAGUAGAUGAUAGAGAAAUUGAGAGACAACUAAGAGCUUUAAACAAGAAGCCGGUUAAAACCAUUAUAACCGAGGUGGGUGACAUAAUAGACUGCAUAGACAUUUAUAAGCAACCGGCAUUUGAUAACCCACUGCUCAAGGAUCAUAAAAUCCAGAUAAGUCCAAGAUCAACUCCAGGACAGAAAAGAAGUAAUAAUGUUUCAACAUCCUAUAUUUUUCAUGGGCUUCAAAAGGAACGAUGUCCUUUAGGAACCGUCCCUAUUCGAAGAUUAACUAGAGAAGACUUGGUUUUCGCAAAGAAAGUCGAACCAAUUCAUGCAAACGGUUUCCCUAACAUUCUUUACCAUUCGGUCUAUGCAGAAGAAAUCAUUCGUGGGAAAUUCAUUCAUCGGAGAAAAUAUUACGGAGGCUCAGCUUCUAUGUCUAUACAUAACCUUACAGUAGAUCCUGACCAAUUUAGUACUUCACAAAUUUGGAUUGUGAAUGUUACUUCGCCAGAAAUAAACGGCAUCCAAGCCGGAAUAAUGAAAAAUCCAAGUAUAGUUGGUGGUAACCUCCCUCGACUAUUUGGUUUUUGGAUCGUUGCUAAUGGACACGAGGUCGGUGGUUGCUAUAAUAUGGCGUGCCAAGGAUUCAUCCAGACCAACCCUCGUAUAUUUAUCGAUCAACCAUUUGUACGCUCGUCAGUAUAUGGUCAAAUAUCAUAUGAUAUCCAUAUUAGAGUAUAUCGGGCCCCAGGUACUGGUCACUGGUGGUUAAGAAUGGGAGCGGCUGCUGAAAUAAGUGAAGAUGUAGGAUACUGGCCGAAUGAAAUCUUUACGGUUUUAAGAAACACUGCGUCAGCUGUACGAUAUGGAGGAUAUGUAGGUUCAAUGUCUCAAGCAUCAACUCCACCGAUGGGAAAUGGAUUUUUGCCUCAACUUCAAGACUUUGAUACGACAGCUUACAUGAGACUAAUGAAGUAUGUCAACGAGGCAGGAGACGAUGUUGACCUAGACCCAUAUUCAGUGCAAACCAUAUAUGGAACAGUACCGCAAUGCUACAACAUUAUGUUUGCUGGUCGAAUAGGUGAGGAGUGGGAAAAUACUAUCGCAUAUGGUGGACCUGGUGGUUUCUGUAACUAGUAGAAUGAGAAUGUCGAUGGAGAUUGGAGACGACGGGAAUAAUAAUGUUGAAUUUGAGAUAGUCAUGAUUUUGUUGUCUUGAAAAUGGAAACAAAAAUCAUUUUAUUGCUUU
Molecule: messenger RNA, 1348 nt
Organism: Papaver somniferum (opium poppy)
Lineage: Eukaryota; Viridiplantae; Streptophyta; Magnoliopsida; Ranunculales; Papaveraceae
Exons: 7
Coding region: 4-1236 (410 amino acids)
Source: RefSeq, a predicted model, not a curated record